AUGGCUCGGCCUGACCCCGCCGCGCCGCCCUCGCUGCUGCUGCUGCUGCUGGCGCAGCUGGCGGGCCGCGCGGCCGCCGCCUCCUCCUCCUCCUCCUCCAAGGCGCCCGUGUGCCAGCGGAUCACGGUGCCCAUGUGCCGCGGCAUCGGCUACAACCUGACGCACAUGCCCAACCAGUUCAACCACGACACGCAGGAGGAGGCGGGCCUGGAGGUGCACCAGUUCUGGCCGCUGGUGGAGAUCCACUGCUCCCCGGACCUGCUCUUCUUCCUGUGCUCCAUGUACACGCCCAUCUGCCUGCCCGACUACCACAAGCCGCUGCCGCCCUGCCGCUCGGUGUGCGAGCGCGCCAAGGCCGGCUGCUCGCCGCUCAUGCGCCAGUACGGCUUCGCCUGGCCCGAGCGCAUGAGCUGCGACCGGCUGCCCGUGCUGGGCCGCGACGCCGAGGUGCUGUGCAUGGAUUACAACCGCAGCGAGGCCACCACGGCGGCCCCGCGGCCCUUCCCGGCCAGGCCCACCCUCCCGGGCCCGGCGGCGGCCGGGGCGCCGGCCUCCGGGGGCGCGGAGUGCGCCUCGGGGGGCCCGUCCGUGUGCCGGUGCCGGGAGCCCUUCGUGCCCAUCGUGAAGGAGUCGCACCCGCUCUACAACAAGGUGCGCACGGGCCAGGUGCCCAACUGCGCCGUGCCCUGCUACCAGCCCUCCUUCAGCCCGGACGAGCGCACGUUCGCCACCUUCUGGAUCGGCCUGUGGUCCGUGCUGUGCUUCCUGUCCACCUCCACCACCGUGGCCACCUUCCUCAUCGACAUGGAGCGCUUCCGCUACCCGGAGCGGCCCAUCAUCUUCCUGUCGGCCUGCUACCUGUGCGUGUCGCUGGGCUUCCUGGUGCGCCUGGCCGUGGGCCACGCCAGCGUGGCCUGCAGCCGCGAGCACAGCCACAUCCACUACGAGACCACGGGCCCGGCGCUCUGCACCGUGGUCUUCCUGCUGGUGUACUUCUUCGGCAUGGCCAGCUCCAUCUGGUGGGUCAUCCUGUCGCUCACCUGGUUCCUGGCGGCCGGCAUGAAGUGGGGCAACGAGGCGAUCGCGGGCUACGCGCAGUACUUCCACCUGGCCGCCUGGCUCAUCCCCAGCGUCAAGUCCAUCACGGCGCUGGCGCUCAGCUCCGUGGACGGCGACCCCGUGGCCGGCAUCUGCUACGUGGGCAACCAGAACCUCAACUCGCUGCGCGGCUUCGUGCUGGGCCCGCUCGUGCUCUACCUGCUGGUGGGCACGCUCUUCCUGCUGGCGGGCUUCGUGUCUCUCUUCCGCAUCCGCAGCGUCAUCAAGCAGGGCGGCACCAAGACGGACAAGCUGGAGAAGCUGAUGCUGCGCAUCGGCGUGUUCACGCUGCUCUACACCGUGCCGGCCGGCGUGGUGGUGGCCUGCUACCUGUACGAGCAGCACUACCGGGAGGCCUGGGAGGCCGCGCUCACCUGCGCCUGCCCCGGCGCCGACGGCCGGCCGCGCGCCAAGCCCGAGUACUGGGUGCUCAUGCUCAAGUACUUCAUGUGCCUGGUGGUGGGCAUCACCUCCGGCGUCUGGAUCUGGUCCGGCAAGACGGUGGAGUCGUGGCGGCGCUUCACCGGCCGCUACUGCUGCUGCCGCCGGCGGAGGGGCCACAAGGGCGGCGGCGGCGGCUCGGCCACGGCCGCCCGGGACUACGGCGAGGCCAGCGCGGCGCUCACGGGCAGGACCGGGCCCCCGGGCCCCGCCAACGCCGCCGCCGCCGCCGCCGCCGCCGCCUACCACAAGCAGGUGUCCCUGUCGCACGUGUAG
Messenger RNA from Pipistrellus nathusii (Nathusius's pipistrelle), 1815 nucleotides. NCBI's taxonomy places the organism in Eukaryota, Metazoa, Chordata, Mammalia, Chiroptera, Vespertilionidae. The record is from the annotation of a GenBank genome assembly.